This is a messenger RNA of Drosophila ficusphila, 2613 nucleotides long. RefSeq names its product adhesion G-protein coupled receptor G7. Gene Ontology annotation, biological process: cell surface receptor signaling pathway; adenylate cyclase-activating G protein-coupled receptor signaling pathway. The record is from RefSeq and is a predicted model, not a curated record. Gene Ontology annotation, cellular component: membrane. Gene Ontology annotation, molecular function: G protein-coupled receptor activity. NCBI's taxonomy places the organism in Eukaryota, Metazoa, Arthropoda, Insecta, Diptera, Drosophilidae.
GGCAGUCGGACGCGAAAAGUACUUCUCCAACAAAUACACUUGGUAUCUGGACGACUGCAGCCAGCUGUUUGUUGAGUCACCAGCCAUGAGUUUCGACUGGUGUUUUCGGCUUUUUCUGCUCUUGGCCUUCAAAGCGGCCCUGAACUUUGCGGCAAAUGGGAACCCGAACUGCCCGGCGGAGCGGGAAUUGUGCUUCAGGAAUGGAACCUUCGACCGCUGCUCCGAUCCGGAAGAACGGUACAAAAGCGGAGUGUGGGUUUACUGUGACUCGCUGUUCUGCGAGCCGGAGGAAUUCGAGCACGACUACAUCACCCGCAACCACGACCAGACGCCCCACGUGAACAGGUGGCAGAGGGCGAGGAUCGGCGAGCGGGCCACUUUGCACGACGUCUGCCUACUGAGGAACGGACUGCCGGUCACCAGGGAGUGCAGGCUGCAGGGGGCCCGGGCCCAGUGGGAGUCCACGGAGGAGUGGGACCCGGUGGUGUGCCUCCGGCGAUACAGGGAGCACACCAUCAGCGGCGACCUGAGCAGCCUUUACGACGACGUGCUCGCGGGCAGGCGCCGCACCAACGACUCCCAGGGACGACGAGAGAUGACGGGCAUGAUGAGGAACAUGUUCCGGCAGAGGGACCGGACCCUCCUGCCCGUCGAUGUCCACAUGACGGGCCAGAUGCUCGGAGAUCUGAUGCAGCAGGAGAAGGACGUGGCUGUCAGCGUGGACUUGGUGAGCGUCUGCAAGGAGAUAAUGUCCUGCGACAGCCAGGUGCUCCGCCUCUCCGCCACCCUGAACGCCACCAACUCGCUGCUCAGCAGGUUCGAGGGCUACAUGGACGCCCUUCCGGAGCAGAUGGUUCCCAGGGAGCGGUGCGGCAAGGCGGUGCCCAAGCCGACGAGCGACGCGACCGAGACGGCGACCACCGGAGUGGAGACCUACGACUUCUCCGACAUCGGAGUCCAGGCCCUGAUCACCGGCAACAUCAGCGUGUUCUUCGCCAACCCGGAGUGCAGCAGGAUCACUGGAAUAGCCAUUUUCUCUGCUCCGGCUGAGGGCAGGAGCACCUCCUCCAGUGGCUUCUGGUACCGCUUUCUUCGACUCUCCGAGAACCUGCAAGAGAUUAAGCUGGAACCUGACCUGGAGGCUGCCGCCUUCCUGCCGGAGAACCUUUGGGAAGUGAGGGGCAGAGGAGCCACCUACCUUAUCUUCAAGGUGUACUCCCACGAUUCCCUCUUCGUGGAGACCUCACUGCAGCGCAGUCGCAAGCCGCGCAGCAAAGUGAUCUCCAUUUCCAUACCCGGAUUGGAAAAUAAACCGCUUUCCACGCCGCUGCCUUUCCUGCUGCGCAACGAAAACCUUCGGACUCCCGAUUUGAAGGCACUCAGUUCGGGAACUGGCUGUGGCUAUUGGAACUACGAAACCUGGCUGACCGAGGGAGUCACCACAAGCGGCAGCUCGGACCUGCUGAGGGACCCCAUCGUCGAGUGCCACACGACGCACCUCACCCAGUUCGCGUUCCUGGUGGGGGGCAGCUACCGCACCAACGACCUCGGCGAGGAGGUCCUCCUCACCCCGAUCAACGAGAGGGUUCUGGACAUAAUCUCGAUCGUGGGGUGCAGUCUCUCGCUGCUGGGCAUUCUGGGCAUCUUCCUGACGGCCGCUCUCUUCAAGAGCUGGCGCAGCCAGGCCUCCACGAAGGUGCUCCUCCACCUGUGCCUGGCCAUGUGUCUGCAGAUGGUGCUCUUUGUGUUCCUGAACACGGACGACGUGUCCGAGCAGCUGGUCGUGAACGGGGACACGGCUCGCUGUGUGGCUCUGGGAGCCGCCAUGCAGUACUCCAUCCUGGUGCUCUUCAGCUGGAUGCUGAUCAUCGCCUUCCUGCAGUUCCAGCGCUACGUGACAGUGAUUGGCAUCGAGCGACCCAGCCACUACAUCCUGAAGGCUGCCAUCGUGGCAUGGACUCUGCCCCUGGUUCCCACUCUCCUGGUGGCCCUCAUAGAUCCCGACUCCUACGUACCCUCGGCAGCUCAGCUCUCCACGGACACUGGCAUCUGCUACCCAUCCGGAUAUGGCCUCAUCUUCGGAGUGGUCCUGCCGGUGACUGUGAUUACUGUUUGCAACUUCGUGAUCUUCGUGUACGUGUUCUACAGCAUCUCGCACUCCCUGAGCCAGAGCAUCCACAAGUCGGAGAAGAAGCUGGUGGUCAAGCAGAUCCGGCUCUCCGUCAUGCUCUUUUUCCUGCUGGGCCUCACCUGGAUCUUCGGAAUCUUCGCCUUCAUGCAGGCGGGCGUGGCCUUCUCGUACCUCUUCUGCAUCACGGCCACCAUGCAGGGAUUCGUGAUGUUCGUCUACUUCGUCCUCUUGGACUCGGCCAACCGCCGGGCGUGGGUGGGUCUCAUCUGCCCCACCAAGAUGGAUAUGGACGUCCAGAAGCGCACCACUGAGCUCCAGUCGAUGACAACCUCGUCCACCAACUACUCGAGCAGAUCGCACCACUGAAGCCAUCAUUCAACUUAGUCCCAACGAACAAAGGUCUACGACCAGCGCACAAUCAUUAUUUAUUUAAUAAUUUAUAAAGUCUUGAAAGUCCAUAUGUAAGUUAAAAAAAAAAAGCU